Messenger RNA from Tachysurus fulvidraco (yellow catfish), 3634 nucleotides. RefSeq names its product NSL1 component of MIS12 kinetochore complex (gene nsl1). Bases 62 to 808 code for a protein of 248 amino acids. Gene Ontology annotation, cellular component: MIS12/MIND type complex; kinetochore. The transcript is spliced from 7 exons. The record is from RefSeq and is a predicted model, not a curated record. Gene Ontology annotation, biological process: mitotic sister chromatid segregation. NCBI's taxonomy places the organism in Eukaryota, Metazoa, Chordata, Actinopteri, Siluriformes, Bagridae.
UCCGGGUCAUUUCCAUUACCACUUCCGCUUCUUCGAAUGUUUUGAAAAGUUGGCGGUAAAGAUGGCGGACGCUGGUGGAGUCCCGGAAUCAACGGUAGAGAACCAUCAAGAUGUCAGAGUUAAUGUCAAGUCCAAGAGAAUGGUCUCUUAUCAGCUCGCAAAGUAUAAAAGUUUACUUAUAAAACUGCUCGAGGGUCAACCGGGAGUAAACGAAAGCGACGUAGAGAAGAUCUCACAGGAAAUGUUGUCGAACUUCGAGAUUGCGGUGCAGGAAAACAUCAGUGUUGGAGGUUUGUCCUGGGAUGAAGCAGCGGAGGAGAACAAUGAAGAUUAUGAGUGCAGCACUGUGGAUGACCUGCUCGAUGAGAAGAUUGUACAGACCAGCUGGAAACGCAGCCUUUACCCAAAGAGGAUUCUGCCUUAUUUUGUCCGUUCCCUAAAAGCCGAACGCAAACUCAUGGGUUUGUUGGAAAGUGGUAUAAAGGCACAAGAAGUGAAGCGUGAUCCAGUUCAGGACGCCACAAUGAGCGGCGUUUCUGCUGCUGCAACCAGGAUGUUCUCACAAGCAUCUACAGUCAUGAAGUCUCUGAAGGAGUUGAAGCAGAUGGCAGAAGGUCUUCACCAGGUGCUGAACACACAGCCCUCAUCUGAGAGCCUGGAGGUCUACAGAGACGUCUUCAGCUCUGACGGAAAAGUCCAGUGUAGCAUCGAGUCUCCUGCUAACAGACAGUCCAUCAGAAGAGCUGUGACUGAGAGAAAAUACAGUACACAAUACGAUCCUCUGAUCCCAACCACUUCACACCAAUAAGAGUUUAUCAUCAUCAUCAUCAUCAUCAAAAGAGAGGAGCUAAUUAUUAUAAUGGCAGAAAUGGUUUAGGAGUGAAAACAUGCUGUUGGUUGUAUAGCAUAUGUAAGUUGAUUGUUUAGUCUAUACUCAUGACAUGUUAAAGUUCUUUAUUGUAUAUACAUUUAUUUCCUUUCCUUUACACAUAUGUCUGUAUCAUUAAAGUUUCUUGUCUUCAUGUUUUGCAUGUCCAAUAAGUCACACAAACACACACAACAAAUGAUGAUAUUAAUUCAUUUUAAUGUUAUUUUUAAAGUGCUUUUAUACCAGCCACGGAAGGAAACCCAUCCUCUGUACGGUGUCACCAGAAAGUGUGAUUUAUAAAUAAUGUCCUUUCUACAGUCAUUUGGAGUUGAGUUCAUUGAAGAUUUAACUUGAUGGAGAUAAAGCCUAUGUAGAAUGUUAUUUAGUGUCUGCAGAGUUUAGCAAGCACUAGAUGUUAAUAUGCAUUUGAUGAGGUGACUGGAGUACAAGGUUAUGGGAUGUGUUUAGUGAUCAGUCAGUAUGGUGAGACACAGCUAAUCUGAGUGGUCUGUGAUAGCACUCUGAGGUAAAUUAUCUGUAUCAGUGACUUCUGCUCCAUGUGUUAGCAUUAAAAUCAUUUUCUUAUUCAGGAACAAUGAUUAUGUUCAUUGGGAAUAAAAUAGUAUGUGUAUGUGCAGUGUGUGAAGAGUGAUUGAAUGCAUUAGGAUACAUAACUGCGUGAAAGGUGUGUGUGUGUGUGUGUGUGUGUGUUUGAGAGGAAGAGAGUAACAGAAUGUGGUUAAAUGCUAUAUAAAUAACUACAGGGGAAAAGUUUUGUGUCGCACGCGUGAAUAGUGUGUGCGCAUGCGUGCGUUUGGUAAGUGAAAAAUGAAACAAACGCCUUUGAAAUAAAGUACAUAACUCAAAUACAUAACCUUGAACAAGAUAAGUGAAUGCACCAUGUUUUGCUGUGUGUGUGUGUGUGAGAGAGAGAUAGGCGGAAGCACGCAGUACUGUUAUAACUGAGUGCACCACGUGACUUAUGAGAAAGUAAGUGAUGUGGUUUAUAACGUGUCGACUUUUUUGUCACGUUUCGGUGAUGAAAAUAUCGCAGUUUCGCCGUCUCAUGUGUGCUGCAGUGUGUGUACUGUGUGUUCUGUGUGCUGCAGUGUGUGUACUGUGUGUUCUGUGUGCUGCAGUGUGUGUACUGUGUGUUCUGUGUGCUGCAGUGUGUGUACUGUGUGUUCUGUGUGCUGCAGUGUGUGUACUGUGUGUGUCCUUCUCCCUGCCUUGCACAUGUCUCUACACACCGCUCCAGACUGCUGCGAGUCACCAGGACUGCACUUAUACAGGAGAAGUCAGAACGAGGACGACUCUCACAGAAGGCUGAAGAGAAGAGAGAAGAACCGUGUGGCUGCACAGAGGAGCCGCAAACGUCAGACGCAGAGAGCAGACGAGCUGCACGAGGUGCGUUUAGAUGAGACACGUUCUGGUUUGUGCUCCAGCUCAUUGAAAUUCAGGGUUAAAUAAUAGCAACUAAUGACAUUUAACUUCAAUCUGUACAAACCAGAGCCAAAUUAUACCAAACUGAUCCAUCAGUCUGAUCAUUUUACUGACAAGCUGCUCACUGUAUAAUGUUCUAUAUUCCUCAGUCCCUCCAGGACGUCACUGAGAUUUUACACUUUUUGUGUAAAAAACCUACUUGAAAUGGUGAAAUCACAAGCUCAGGAAUCUUCUUUUAACACUACACAUCUGUAAUGCAUUUCUAUGAGAGAUGUACUUAUGAUCCACACACGUGAAUUCGAGGCCGACUGCGUGUCGACGAUGUCGCACGACACAUUCGAAUCGAAUCUGCAAUAAAUCUUUGUAAUUUUUUCUUGCUUUGUUUGUUCAUUUCUGUGAUCACAAACUCUGAACUCCUGGAGGAACUGAAAACCGUUUACAAAAAUCAGAGUAAACUGUCAGUAAUACAUUUGUUAGAUGUUCUGUAAUUUAAUGUUAGACAUUUCUGGUUCAAUGCACUGGAUGGAUGGAUUUGAGUGAAAGUGUCUCCAUCCAGGCUUAUGAGUGCUUGGAGCAGCAAAACAGUCUGCUGAAGAAAGAGGUUCAGCUGCUCCUUGAGGAACAGAGAUGUCUGGCAGAUGCUCUCAAAAUCCACGAGCCUCUGUGUCCUGUCCUAAACAGCAACGUUCUCCAGGGACCGAGAUCCAGUGAUGGACUUCCUCCCUGAGUUCAUAAGUAAUCUGAAACGGACAUCAGGUGUAAGUCGUGUGGUGGUGUGAGCGAACCUGCCAACACACUCGUCAGAUUCAAGCUGGUUUCAUCUCUGAUUUCUUUCUACAGUGUUCCUUUUCUGUCAGAAUGUCAGAUCAGUGUUUAAUCUUCACUUACUUUUAUCAGCCUGCAGGAAAUGAUGUCAUCAUUCUGUAUUUCAAACAUGUGAAAUGAACUUUAGAUCUCGGUGCCAAGAGACCACUUUAACCACCAGAUGUGUGACUGGUUUACCGCUUUGUCGUGAGGAGGAGUGAGCUAUGAGACUGAACACUUCUGCUUUCUAGACAUGCUGAUUAACUAUAAAUACAUUUUUUAGGUUUCAGGAUUACUUAUUUUUUUACUGUUAUGAUUACUAAGCUGAAUUUAGAUGCUCUGUUCUUUUUACAUGUAUGUGUUGGAGUUUCUUGUCGUGUGUCUGUGUCUUUUCUGUUGAAUGUAAAGUAAACAUGAACGUUUUUGAAUGUAAAGAUUCAUCUGAUCUGACAAGAAGAAGGAAUCAUACUGCAAAGAAAUGUUAAUAUAAUGAAUUUAAUAAAAAAUACUGGAAAUACA